Molecule: messenger RNA, 2174 nt
Organism: Meleagris gallopavo (turkey)
Lineage: Eukaryota; Metazoa; Chordata; Aves; Galliformes; Phasianidae
Gene: UBXN2B
Product: UBX domain protein 2B
Biological process (GO): autophagosome assembly; proteasome-mediated ubiquitin-dependent protein catabolic process; nuclear membrane reassembly
Cellular component (GO): cytosol; nucleus
Molecular function (GO): ubiquitin binding
Source: RefSeq, a predicted model, not a curated record
AAGAAAUUUAUUUUGCUUUGCUUAUGCAUGCAGCUUUGCUUUGCCUCUGCAAGGAGGAGGAGAGGACACGGACAGGCACACAGACACGAAGCCCGCCGCCCAAGCUCUCUCCGAUGGCGACGAGCCUCCAUCCGUCUCCACGGAAACAGCCCGGUGGCGGGCCGCUCCGUUGCCAUGGCAACCGGAAGUGCCGCGCGGCGCUGGCCCCGCCCAAGUCGACCCGCGGGAAGGGUUACCGCCCUCAGAAGAUGGCGGACGGCGAGGCAGCUCCCGCUCAGCAGGAAGGGGAAAUGUCGGCUGCCGGCCCGGUUGUCCGGAAGGAGCGACAGCACCGCGGCGGCGGCCGUCCGCCCAGCGCGCGAGAUUUGCAGUUGGCCUUGGCAGAGUUAUAUGAAGAUGAAGCUAAAAGGCAGUCAUUGCGUCCUGACAAAGCAACCACAACAAAGAUGAGUAACUCAAAGGGUCUUAAAAUAGAUUCUUUCAGAAGUUUGAGAAAACCGGAGAGAAGCAUGAGUGAUGACAAAGAAAACCAAAGAUUUUAUUCAGGUGACUCAGAAUACAGAGGAUUACAAAUUUCUGGGGCUUCUAACAAUCCAAGUAAAAUUGUUGCUGAACUCUUCAAAGAAGCAAAAGAACACGGGGCUGUACCACUAGAUGAAGCCUCAAGAACAUCUGGUGACUUCAGUAAAGCGAAGUCAUUUUCUGGUGGUGGAUAUAGAUUAGGUGACUCGUCUCAAAAGCACUCUGAAUAUAUAUAUGGAGAAAAUCAAGAUGUUCAAAUUUUGCUGAAACUGUGGAGGAAUGGCUUCAGUUUAGAUGAUGGAGAACUGAGAUCCUAUUCAGACCCAAUAAAUGCUCAGUUUCUUGAGUCUGUUAAAAGGGGGGAAAUUCCUGUGGAACUGCAGCGACUUGUUCAUGGUGGCCAGGUUAACCUGGAUAUGGAAGACCACCAGGAGCAGGAAUAUGUGAAGCCAAGACUGCGAUUCAAAGCUUUCAGUGGAGAAGGGCAAAAACUUGGAAGUCUUACACCUGAAAUAGUCAGCACACCUUCAUCUCCAGAGGAGGAGGACAAAUCCAUUCUUAAUGCACCUGUUCUGAUUGAUGAUUCUGUUCCAGCAACUAAAAUUCAAAUCAGAUUAGCUGAUGGAAGCCGAUUAAUACAAAGAUUUAAUCAAACACACAGGAUUAAAGAUAUUCGAGAUUUCAUUAUCCAGUCCCGUCCAGCAUUUGCAACAACUGAUUUUGUUCUUGUGACGACCUUUCCAAAUAAAGAGCUAACAGAUGAAAGCCUGACACUACGAGAAGCAGAUAUACUUAACACUGUGAUUCUCCAGCAAUUAAAGUAAUCUUAAAGUUGUUGCUAACAGAAUGGAGUAUGUGCUGUAUUGUCAUACAGUGUUUUCAGUAGAUGAAAAAACGAAGGAUCAAUGUCUUUAUUCUUCCACUUCCAUAGAUCAGAUUUUUAGGUUUUGUGUCUUCCAGCUAUAGCAUAUCUUAUUUUAAUUUCUCAGCAUUGUUUAAUCCCUUCUCAGUGUUAAAUUGAGCUUCCUUUUGUUACUAUGUUUCAAACAAUGCCAUGUAUGAGAUAUGAGUUAUCACAGUGACUCUUCAGUGUUUUAUGGCGGGGGGAGGGGGAGGGAGGAGAAGCAUUUUUCUGGAGGGGACGGUGUAUUUAAUACUGUUGGUAAGAUUUGCACUAUGGAAAUGUUUUAUGCUGCACUGACAAACAGCCAUGUGAAAACUUAGCCUGUAGGUUAUGUUUACCUUCCAAGGUGUAUUAACAUUAAAGUAUUCUGUUUGAUAGGUUGACGGAUAAUUAAUGUUGUAUUAUAAGUUUUGUAUAUUCUGUUUCUAGGGUUUCAUGGUGUAGUAUAAUUAUUUAUAUUCUAAAUCUUAUGUAAAUAUCCUUAUGUUGUUUUGAGGGAAUCUGUGUCAGGAGAUGCAAAGCUCAGCUCUUGCAGAUUAUAAUAGUGUUCUCAUUUGUAUUCUGGUUGUUCUACUUGUGGUGUAAAUUAAGAAUGAAUUUUUUUUCUUCUGAAGUUAGGGAAAUGAGAAAGACUACUGUCAUCUGAAGAACUGGUGUGAUGUAGACUUUGUGAGGGUAGGUCUGUGGUUACUUUGAACUUGGACCCUGUGCAACUGUGUGAUUCUUCACAUGAGCAGUUACUUAAAAA